Molecule: messenger RNA, 1402 nt
Organism: Tripterygium wilfordii
Lineage: Eukaryota; Viridiplantae; Streptophyta; Magnoliopsida; Celastrales; Celastraceae
Product: mitotic checkpoint protein BUB3.1
Exons: 9
Coding region: 245-1273 (342 amino acids)
Biological process (GO): mitotic spindle assembly checkpoint signaling
Cellular component (GO): bub1-bub3 complex; phragmoplast; mitotic checkpoint complex
Molecular function (GO): ubiquitin binding
Source: RefSeq, a predicted model, not a curated record
UGCUUGUGAAGAGCCUAAACAUGUUUAUUGGUUUCACGACUUCUUUGGUUGGGCUGGAUGUGGAUAUGCCCACCCAUUUUGAAAUUCAAACUCGCAAUUUAAAAGCCCCAAAUAAACGGUAAUAAUCUCUCUCAUUCUACCUUUCAAAACUCUUUCCCUCUCUCCCUUCUCUCCAAACCCUAUAACAGCUAUUGCUUCAUCUCUCAACUAUCACACGAAUACUUCCUCUCUCUGAUCUGCAAAGAUGACAGCUGCUGCGCCGCCGCUAGGAGCCGGCAGGGAGCUCUCGAACCCGCCGACGGACGGAAUAUCGAACCUCCGUUUCUCAAACCACAGCGAUCACCUCCUCGUCUCCUCCUGGGAUAAGAGUGUGAGAUUAUAUGACGCGAGCGCCAAUGUCCUGCGGGGAGAGUUCUUGCACGGUGGGCCAGUCCUUGACUGCUGCUUCCAUGAUGAUUCUUCAGGGUUCAGUGCUAGCUCCGACAAUACUGUCAGAAGACUUGUUUUCAACCAUGGAAAGGAGGAUAUAUUGGGAAAGCACAAUGCACCUGUUCGCUGUGUUGAGUACUCCUACGCCACAGGGCAAGUGAUCACUGGCAGUUGGGACAAAACGUUGAAGUGUUGGGAUCCCAGGGGUGCAAGUGGACAAGAGCGUACUCUUGUUGGGACAUAUCCACAACCUGAGCGUGUUUACUCUAUGUCUCUUGUUGGACACCGCCUAGUGGUGGCAACUGCAGGAAGACAUGUAAAUGUUUAUGAUUUGAGAAACAUGUCUCAGCCAGAGCAACGGAGGGAAUCUUCAUUAAAGUAUCAAACAAGAUGUGUCCGCUGUUAUCCCAACGGUACAGGAUAUGCUCUUAGUUCAGUUGAAGGCCGUGUGGCAAUGGAGUUUUUUGAUCUUUCUGAGCCAACUCAAAGCAAAAAAUAUGCAUUCAAAUGUCAUCGAAAAUCAGAGGCUGGAAGAGACAUUGUUUAUCCAGUAAAUGCAAUUGCUUUUCACCCUGUCUAUGGUACAUUUGCAACUGGCGGUUGUGAUGGUUUUGUUAAUGUGUGGGAUGGAAACAACAAAAAGAGACUGUAUCAGUACUCUAAGUAUCCGACAAGCAUUGCAGCCUUAUCCUUUAGCAAAGAUGGUCGUCUCUUGGCUGUGGCAUCGAGCUACACAUUUGAAGAGGGAGAAAAACCCCAUGAACCAGAUGCUAUCUUUGUUCGGAGUGUGAACGAAAUUGAAGUAAAGCCAAAACCAAAAGUUUAUCCCAAUCCUCCUGCAUGAAUGUACUUGAGAGAUCUAGGUUUGUCUAGUCUUUCGGACCUGUAAUACUUUAUAUAUCACUCUGUGGAGCUUCAUUUCUAUUCAAUGAAGCGAAUUGGAGGCUAAAAGUAUGAAUCUGAUGUUAGAUCU